GAUUCGUUUUCGUUCAUCUCUGGUUGCUGCGUCGUAGUUUCCGUCCGCACGCACACACAACAUUUUAAUUCGCAUUCGCAGUCGGCUAGUCGUGCACAAAAGACAAAACUGGAUUGUGGUGUUUCUCUUCAGUUACAGUUACUAAAAGACAGAAUUUUGAUUAAGGUGCCUCCCAACUACUCAAAAGAGGGACAUUGGUUGUGUGCUUUCGCGUGUACGUGACGCGACACGGUCAGUGCGGUUGAAAACGUUGAAAACAAAAGUGCGGAUCCUUCUCGUCUUGGGACAGCUUUUUACUUUUUUGUUGUAAUUUUCCCAGUGUCAUCGUAGUGUGCUCUGAAAAGUUUGUGGAAAGUUGCAUAAUUUUUUGUACGAAUAAAAUAGUUUCUGGAGUGAUUGCUGGAUCAGCUUACGGAAACAGCCGUUGAUUAUCUAAGAGGUAAGAUUCUUCUUUUGCCGAUUCUUCUUAGACGGAUUGCCGGCCACUGAUAAGCCAACAAGACUGUGCGUACGAAUCCAAAACCAGAAGAACCUUGAAGAAAAUAAAAAAAUUCUUUCCCGGUGAAACCCUUCCGAGUUGCAGCAAGUUUUAUCGAGCGUCCGUGCGCGCAUACACAGGGAAGGGCAAUGAACGAUACUCGGGGUGCUGUCGGCGUCGUGAUGUAAACAACAAUCCACGAGCUUAGAUGACAACGCACAUACAGAAACACACGCAAACGUGCAGGCCAGCGGUGUACAAAAAUAAACUCAAGAACAUCAAAUAACAAUAAGACACAGAACCUACGACAAAAACAUUUGGGUCGCUUUGAGAGUUGUUAUAUCAGCCGCCCGACCAGCCGGAGAAAUUCGUCGGGAAAAUUGCGCAAGGUGAUUUUGAAGGCACGUCUAAAACUCGCAUGGCGCGUGUUGGCGAUCAGUGUGUUAAGAAUGAUAGCGCAUGAGAAGUGACCGAAGAUAUUAUAUAUUUACUGGCUAGGUGAGGAGUUUGCUGUAAUUAUAACGGUGAAAAAAUCGAAACUUGCAAGGUAAAACUGGAACCGAUUGCAACCGGAGACACGAUGGCCAACCUAAAGGGCCUGUUCGGAGGAGGAAGUGCUGCCGAGGCGGCAGCCGUUGUCGCUGUUGGGGCUUCAUCCGGUGGGACACCGACGCCUAUGGCGCUGAGUGCUGCCGCAGGCACGCAGCGGACCGAACCUGAAAGGACUGUCGAAUAUAAUUCCGCCAAUGCACCAAAAUCAACGUCCUUGCCGUCGUCUGCAGCGACUGGCAACAGCGGCACAAAAGUACUCACCGGGGGCACAAACCAGCAAACGCAACAGCAGCGACUGAACAAUCGCGAUGUGGUCAUCACCAGUUUGAUUGCGGGAGCAAUCGCCGGUGCUUUGGCCAAAACUACGAUCGCUCCCUUGGAUCGCACAAAGAUCAACUUCCAGAUCAACAAACAUAUUCCGUACACCUUCGCUGCGGCUAUGCGCUUCCUGCGGGACACCUACACCAAAGAAGGUUUCAUGGCACUGUGGCGUGGAAACUCGGCCACGAUGGCACGCAUCAUUCCCUAUUCGGCGAUACAGUUCACCUCCCACGAGCAGUACAGGAAGUUGCUGCAUGUUGACGUUCAUGAAGAUACCAAAGUGCGCCGCUUUCUGGCCGGUUCAUUGGCUGGCAUUACUUCGCAGUCACUGACCUAUCCGCUGGAUUUGGCACGUGCCCGGAUGGCCGUGACGGAUAAGUACUCCGGUUACAAAACGCUUCGGGAGGUUUUCGUCAAAAUCUGUCAGUGCGAGGGGCCACGGACGCUGUAUCGGGGCUACUGGGCGACCAUCCUGGGUGUGAUUCCGUACGCCGGGAUGUCUUUCUUCACCUACGAUACCCUCAAGAACGAGUACUACAAGCACACGGGCGACCGGAGUCCCAACACUGUGAUAUCGCUGAUAUUCGGCGCUGCGGCCGGUAUGAUCGGACAGUCCUCUAGCUACCCGCUGGACAUCGUGCGACGGCGAAUGCAGACCACCGGGGUGACAAAGCACUGCGCCGAUCGGUACCUGACGAUGGGGACGACUCUGGUCAAAAUCUAUCGCGAUGAAGGAUUCAUCGGGGGCUUCUACAAGGGUCUCAGCAUGAACUGGAUCAAGGGUCCGAUUGCGGUCGGUAUCAGCUUCGCGACGUACGACCACAUCAGGCAUCUGCUGCGCGAAAUUAUUCAUCUGCAACAGGGGGACUCCGAGAGGUAGAAACCGAAAAAAAACGAAAAAAUUAGAAUCUAUACUGGAAUCUGUUGUCGUACUGUGGCAAGAGAAAGCAUUUUUUCCCUCGACGAGAUGCGAGAGAUGAGAUUGAUAGAAACACGUGUGCCUCGGUGAUUGUGAUGCGGAUGUGUUGCGCAAAGAUUGAACGUUGAACUUGAACGGCUUGUUGAUGGCGGCGGCGGCUUAUUGUUGUUUGUUUUGUCAGUCAAUUGAUCAAUCGAAGAAACGGAGGUGCAAUUAAUUGUAAAUAGUAAAUGUGCGCGGUUAGCAGGAACAGGCGGAGGUCAAAAAUGUUAUAUUUGUGUUAAAGAAAAAAAAACAUUUCAGUGAAAAGCAGAAAGCCACUUUAAGCUUUAGAUUAUUUUGUUAGUCGUUUUUGUUUAGGUUUUUUUAGACUGUCUUCGCGAGUUAUACAUCUUUUCGGUUCAACCCCACGAAAGUUCCUUCGAGAACCAUCCACAUUUUGCCCAUUGGUUCGGGGCAAAUUUGGCACGCAGAAAUUAACGGAGUCUGAAUUUAAUGACAAUAAAUUUAUAGCGAGUGUCAUUCUGUUUUGCUGGUAAUGUCUACAACCAGCGUAUGAAUGCAUCUGUAUAACAGAACGAGUUAGGUUAUGUUCGCUUUAGGUUUUGUAGUCAACUGAAGUUUGAUGCUUCUUCGAAUUGAAUACAGAGCUAGGUUUUAUGAUAUUCGUGUA
Molecule: messenger RNA, 2943 nt
Organism: Wyeomyia smithii (pitcher-plant mosquito)
Lineage: Eukaryota; Metazoa; Arthropoda; Insecta; Diptera; Culicidae
Gene: DPCoAC
Product: mitochondrial coenzyme A transporter SLC25A42
Exons: 7
Coding region: 1059-2231 (390 amino acids)
Biological process (GO): transmembrane transport
Cellular component (GO): mitochondrial inner membrane
Source: RefSeq, a predicted model, not a curated record